Molecule: messenger RNA, 633 nt
Organism: Capsella rubella
Lineage: Eukaryota; Viridiplantae; Streptophyta; Magnoliopsida; Brassicales; Brassicaceae
Source: RefSeq, a predicted model, not a curated record
AUGAGUUUGUGUUCAGCUGAGAUCUCUCUAUUUUCUGUACCUCGAUGGAACAGACCAUGCUCUGUUUUCAAAGAUGAUGCCCAAAACUCUGUUUUACUCUUCUCUGGAAUUCUUCUUUCUCCAUUGAACAAGUCUCUUCUGAUCACAACCUCUGAUUCGUACGAUGUUGUCUCCGUCGGGGAAUACAAAGUCAAAGCUAGUCGCCUCUUUUAAAAUAUAUUCGACAAGUAUGGAGACAUCACAUCAAAUUCCAAGCUCCACUCUCUCUCCACACGAAUCUACCACCUCGAGACUCUAGCAGAGCUUGUUAUAGAGAGCUUUAGUCAAUACCUGGCGUCAUUAGAUUUCGUUAAGGAAGUAGAGACGGCAAUGAUCCGAGUAGAUUGGUUUCGGUCCGUUCUUGAUGAGCUUCUUGUGGCCAAAAGGUACUUUAACAAACGAGAGAUGGUGGCUUUAGAGAAAGAGGCGUGCGAGCGUGGUUUUUUGCUUGUGAGGCAAGAAAGGAAGGUGAGUUUGGUUAAGCUUGCGGAGUAGGAAAAAGAGAUGACUGAGUUUAGGGAGAGAUUGCCACUACAACAGAGGGUAUAUUUUUUAGUCAAACUUGAGUACUAUGUAGCCAUCUUCACUAUGUGA